Messenger RNA from Sus scrofa (pig), 1498 nucleotides. RefSeq names its product POU class 4 homeobox 2 (gene POU4F2). Gene Ontology annotation, molecular function: DNA-binding transcription factor activity, RNA polymerase II-specific; RNA polymerase II cis-regulatory region sequence-specific DNA binding. The record is from RefSeq and is a predicted model, not a curated record. Lineage: Eukaryota; Metazoa; Chordata; Mammalia; Artiodactyla; Suidae. Gene Ontology annotation, biological process: regulation of transcription by RNA polymerase II.
UUCUCGGGAGGGUCCCAGCAGCCAGGGCCAGUGCGUGCGCUACCGACCAGCGCCCGGGCGGGCGGGGAAGAUGAUGAUGAUGUCCCUGAACAGCAAGCAGGCGUUCAGCAUGCCGCACGGCGGCAGCCUGCACGUGGAGCCCAAGUACUCGGCAUUGCACAGCGCCUCGCCCGGAUCCUCUGCCCCCGCGGCGCCCUCCGCCAGCUCUCCUAACAGCUCGAGCAGUGCUGGCGGCGGUGGCGGUAGUGGCGGGGGCGGUGGAGGCCGGAGCAGCAGCUCCAGUAGCAGUGGCAGCAGCGGCGGCAGCGGCGGGGGCUCCGAGGCGAUGCGGAGAGCGUGUCUUCCAACCCCACCGAGCAAUAUAUUCGGCGGGCUGGAUGAGAGUCUGCUGGCCCGCGCCGAGGCUCUGGCGGCGGUGGAUAUCGUCUCCCAGAGCAAGAGCCACCACCAUCACCCGCCCCACCACAGCCCCUUCAAGCCGGACGCCACCUACCACACCAUGAAUACCAUCCCUUGCACGUCGUCUGCUUCCUCUUCGUCGGUGCCCAUCUCGCACCCGUCCGCGCUGGCCGGCACGCACCACCACCACCACCACCAUCACCACCACCACCAUCAGCCGCAUCAGGCGCUUGAGGGCGAGCUGCUGGAGCACCUGAGUCCUGGGCUGGCUCUAGGCGCUAUGGCGGGCCCCGACGGCGCGGUCGUGUCCACUCCAGCUCACGCGCCACACAUGGCUACCAUGAACCCCAUGCACCAAGCUGCUCUCAGCAUGGCCCACGCGCACGGGCUGCCCUCACACAUGGGCUGCAUGAGCGACGUGGACGCCGAUCCCCGGGACCUGGAGGCCUUCGCCGAGCGCUUCAAGCAGCGACGCAUCAAGCUGGGGGUGACCCAGGCGGAUGUGGGCUCCGCGCUGGCCAACCUCAAGAUCCCCGGCGUGGGCUCGCUCAGCCAGAGCACCAUCUGCAGGUUCGAGUCCCUCACGUUGUCUCAUAACAAUAUGAUCGCGCUCAAACCCAUCCUGCAAGCGUGGUUAGAGGAGGCGGAGAAGUCCCAUCGCGAGAAGCUCACCAAGCCGGAGCUCUUCAACGGCGCGGAGAAGAAGCGCAAGCGCACGUCCAUCGCGGCGCCGGAGAAGCGCUCGCUCGAAGCCUACUUCGCCAUCCAGCCGCGGCCCUCCUCCGAGAAGAUCGCCGCCAUCGCGGAAAAGCUGGACCUUAAGAAAAACGUGGUGCGAGUCUGGUUCUGCAACCAGAGGCAGAAACAGAAAAGAAUGAAAUAUUCCGCGGGCAUUUAGGAGACCCAAGGCCUCUCCAGGGACAGGCCCCUCCUUAUCGCCUCUUUUCCCUCCCUCUCUCUCCUGCCUCUUUACACUUUUGGCGACCAGAAACAAUUCCAGUAAAUGUGAAUCCAGUGAAAGCGAGGAUUGGAGAGCGAGCUAACGAGCGAGCAAAUGAGCCCAAGCCCGGUGAGAAUGUGAAAUGAUUUCUCAAAAAAA